AUGUCUAUAGAAGCUUUGAAGGGAAUCAGUACCAUCAAAGGAGAUGUGUAAGUUGUACUAGUAUUUCAAAAUAUGUGUGUAACUGGAAAGUUCACAUAUUUGUACAGUCAUCACUGCAUGUGUUUGCAUCUCUAACUUCUAAUAUGUUUUGAUAGUUUAAAUGAUUUAUAUCACCAACAGAUGGUCCUUCGGUGUCGUUCUUUGGGAAAUUGUUACACUUGGUAAGUUCCAAUAAGUAAUGAUUUCUUGAACUUGAAAGGAUAUAAGAUUUCCCUGAACAGAAAAAAACAGCAUUUUUUACCUGCUUAACAUAAUUCUAAUGCUACUUGUCUUUCGAAGACAUCUCAAAGUAGAAUAUUAUUAUAAACGAUAUUAGCUGCUUCACUUAAAAACUCCGUGCUGACGACCUUAGUCGUCUCAAGAAAGUGUUCAGGCGAUUGAGGCGAUUUAUGAAAUGGUAGACAUUAAUACGGACUUUUGGGCGAUGGAUAGAACUCAAACAACCCGCUCAACUACCUCAACCGAAAGACUAGUAAAAUAACGGUUACCAGGAGCCCAAAAACCGGAGCGUCUAACUUCCAUACUUCGCCUAUGCAACGGCGUUUUCACAAGUAGGUUUAUUUUUGGAUAAGCUUUUCCCGCAAUUGCUUUCGAAAAGCCAGUCACAAGCAAGUGCGUUAUCAAUAAUGAACUUUUAAUAACCAGGACAACCCCUUCACAUUGAAAAAAAAGCAUGGCGGACGCACGUGAGGAAUCUUCAGAGGAUUCUUCUGACCGUACUUCAAGCGACAAUUUCAGUAUUUACACGGAAACUAGCAGUUCAGAGGAAGAUCUGCAAAACGUAGAAGAGCCCGGGACGUCUACUUCAUCAACAAUAACGCAUAAUUCACACAAAAGGAAAUCGAAAUCAUCUUCGAAACAGCCGACUGUGAAAAGGUCCUAGCGACAACAGUCAUUUUUCGCGGGAAACGCUUAUCUAAAAAUAAGCUCACUUGUAAAAACGCCGUUGCACGAAUUUGUGGCAGUUGCACGCUCCGGGUUAUGGGCUCCUGCGGUUACCCAGGUUUUCAUGUUUGCUUUUCAUUUCAAAAACCCAGGUAAGCCUGGUUCAACCAGGGUUGAACAAGCUUGCCAGGCUUUAAACUAGAAUCGUGAUACAAGAAGAAGAUCAUAUUUAGAUUGGGUUUUGUUUGUCUCAUUAUUCGUCCAAAUUCGUCAGGGGUGAUUGAGACGAUUCUGACAGCUACUUGGAAAGGGAUAUAUCAACAAGAUAAUAACCCUCCGAAACCUGUCCUUUAUAGGAGAGCUGCCUUACAGGGGAGUAACUGGAUUGGUGGAGCUUCAUGAAUUGCUGUUAGAGGGCGCUCGAUUGGAGAAACCCGCUCAUUGUUCUGAAGAAUUGUAAGUUUUAUAUUGACACACAUGGUAACAUAUUUCACAAGGUCUGCAAACCAUUCUAGAGUUUCUGUAGCUUGCAAUGUAAUCGGAAACCAAAUAUCUUGAGGUCAAAUCAUCGGCUGUGCAAGUCAAUAUCAGAACGUAAAGAAAUCGUUUGUUGCAUUUGUCUCCUAUAUCGUUUCCCGCCGCUUGGCUGGACAUUUAAACAAGAAAGACUGUUCAGAUAAUUACGUUUGAAAGUUCAGUACUGGGUGCAAGUUUCAAAUUUGAAUUAAUUUGGGGUUAUUUUGUUGUUUCUCUAGAUCAAUUAAAUUGAAAUUUCUAGUUUUGCUGCGAAUUCGCACCAAACUUGUCUGCUACUUGACUGCUUUUUGAUACAUUUAAAGCGUUUACAUUGGAUCUUUGUGACCUUAAAAAUACGACCUCUGUGUUGUUCGUAAAAAAAUGCUGAAAAAAAAAGGAAAACUAGGUGACCAAUCCGAGCUCCUGAUCUGAUAAAUUUACGUCAUCAGUAUGGAAUACCGUAAAAAUCCGAAAAUAAGCCCCGGGGAUAAUAUUUUUCAAAGGCCGUUUUUGAGGGGCCUAUUUUUGGAGGGGCUUAUAUCAGGAGGGGCAUUUGCGUUUCAAAAUCGAUUGGGCUAGCCUUACAGUUGGAAGGAAAGUUACCGUUUUUGCUUUGUUUUACUUUGUAUUAGUGGGCAAUUUCCAAGUACACGCCCCCGGGGGGCUUAUAUUUGGAGGGGCGAUUUAACGGAGGGUUUUUUGUUUUAUGAGUUCGAGGGGCUCAUAUUUGGAGGGGCUUAUAUACGGAAUUUUAAGGUAUGUAGGGGAGCGUUCACAAAAACUUGUUGGAGGGAACUCUCAUAAGAAAUUGGGAGAGACCGAAAAAAUUUGAAAUGUUGAAAAGGGGGUGUUUGAAAAAUAUAAUCACCCUCAAGAGAGGUACCUAAAAAACUAUAAAGAAAAAGACAAAUAGCGAGUACCUCGUCUGCUCAUAGAGGAGUCAAGAGAAGGCGAUUACUUAGAUGUCUUCAGUACUUCAACUACUAUUGAGGACAGCAAGAAGACAGAACUUACUAGUUAAUUAAUUGUGUGUCAUUAGAUUUACUGGUAGAGUCUGUAAAGCAGUGUGAAGAACUGAAAUUGCUGAGUGAGAUGAGGGCUCGCAAAAAAGAAAACAGGACAGGGAAGAAAAGGAUAUGAAAGUGUAUGAUAACCAUGACUGGUCUGAUCUUAUACAGUCAGUGACUUUGAAAAGAGCUGAGUAACUAUAAAAAGACUGGAUAAGUACAUGGACUAUCGCCAAAUCCUUCUUAAGCACUUGACAAAGAGUUGCGAUGAAUAAUACAUAACUCUGUAGCGGUGAAGAAACGUGGACGACAGAGUAAAAAAGGUGGCGAUAAGGGGGAGCUAAGGGGGAAAAUACUGUCUUAAAUGAAACUGGGAAAGAAGAGAAGCAAACUUCUCUAACUGUACUAGGUCGGGAAGGAGGAUUUUGAGAAACAAGAGGGGAACAGAAAGUGCCUGGCUGUGCUGCUAAUGCCAGAACUAAUAAGGUUUUAUUUUUUUGCAACUCAGACGUCAUUCUGGUGAAACUGUCUAGCGGCGAGGAGUAAUGAGAGAUGCAUUUAUUUUAAUAUAUAUGGGAUUACAAUGAUGAUCAUCCUGUCAAACUAAGAUACUGUACUGUUUCUUGCGUUUUUCUGUAGUUACGACGUCAUGCUCAAGUGUUGGCAGCACUCCCCCGAUAAUCGUCCUUCUUUUGAAGAACUUUCUGUAAUUCUUCGUCAAAUACUCGAAGAGCAGGAGGUAAGGAUUUACAGAUAAUAACUCCCUGUAAGUAAAGGGUAGAUAUGUGCAGUUGUUAAAAACGAUCCCGGAAGCUUAUAAUUACACUGUAAGAGUGAAUUCAGCUGAUCCGAUUUUGUUUUGCGACCACACAGAAGGUUGCAUUGGUACAAAUCCUGUUGAGUUUUAGACCUGUAAAUACGCCUAGAAUACUGUGUAUAGACAGAAAGCGCCGACUAUUGCGUAUUCAGUUUGUUGAAUAAAGUCAAUAAUCUGAUUAAUAAGUUAAUUAUAUAAGAACGUAAAGCUGAAACAGAGUGGCUAACCGUUGUAGGGUAUAAUUGAUGAAGUACUUUUUCUUACCUAAAAAAUAACUUCAUUAAUUAAGCGAAUUUCAAGGAGACUCUAUGAAUAAACUCUUCCAAUUGGUAGUGUUUUCGCAUAAAGGCUCUAUGUCGGGUACCACUGAGAAAAUACACAAAAGGUAAUGGGCAAAAUUCUGGUGGCAGGGAAGCGCUUAAAUCUAGGGGUAAGGGGCCGGGAGAGAAGCCCUCCUGGGGGAAGACAAGAUCGAGUGGUACCGGGGGUAGCCACCCUGGACAGGAGUCCUGAUCAAUCUUCGGGGGUGAGGCCCAUAUCCCCCAGUCACAAGGAACUAAGGGGAACCAGGAGGGGUGGCCCUCCUGGGUGGAGUGCAGAUCAGGUGGAACCGGGGGUCCACACCCUGGAGUGAAUAUUUUUCUGGACCUGCCUCCAAGGGCUAAGCCUUACUGUGGGGUAAAGUGCAGCCACGGGUUGCACUUCCCUGCCACUCCUUUUAUUGGGAAGCAAGACAGCAGUUCCACAUCCCCGGAACCUAAUGAAGGAAUGAGACCUUGUCAAGUAUAACGCCAUAAUAUAAAUGAUUAAUCUUAAGGAUACCUAUAGAUAUAGGGGAAUAAAAUAAUGAUCUGCUUGAAACACGUUCUGGUCCGUCGUGCUAAAUAUGUAGUCAACAUAAGCAUUAAUCGGAGAGCUAAACAAAGGUUCCAGUCAGAACAAAGGGUGGGUGGGAGGGAAAAAACGCUGUUGUGAAUGAACCGAAGCACUAAGAGAACUGACUGGGAAAGGACAGUGUACGGCAAAAAGAGGAGCACAUGUGGAUGAUGAGCAUGUGAUAAUAUGAAUGGAACCUUUGUGGAGUCUAGUAAUGUAUCAUGCUAAGUUACAGUGGACUUUGCCAAAGAAGAAGGAUACAUUGUAAUCAAACAACUAGUUAGUGUUCAUUGUUCUUUCUUGUACUUUGAACUACUAAAGACCAGCUCCCCAAAAAACGCCUGCGUGGGAGGCGAGUGUCGGUAUUAAGCAAACUCGAUCUCAGAAAAAAUGUCACCGGCACAAUUUUUGUCGAUAUAAAGAUACAAAGGAGCAAUAUCUGUAAGAAAGAAGGCUAAGCAAAUGAAACUCGAAUGAUAGAAGAACAAUCAAAUUAUAAGGGUUAAACACCGGGACCGAGUUGUUCAAAGCUGGGUUAAGGUAACCCAGGGUUAGUGCGAGAUUCGAAUUUAGAUUUGAAAGUUUAAAAAGCAUUUCAGUUUUAAUUCUUUUUGUCUGCAAGUUGAUGAUUGAAAGCUCUAAAUAGAACAGAGAAAAUAAUCCGAGAAAAUGCUUUUGAACACAAGAAAGAGAAGCGCGGGUUUAAUUUAACCCCGGGUUAAGCGCUAAUCGACCUUCAAACAACUGAGCCGGAAGCAGGGACUGAAAAAAUCAAACACGUCAUGUUAUUUCGUGUUAACCCAUAGAAUAUUUCUUUUUUCAUUGAGUCGCGACGGACAGAGAUGAGAGAGUGUAUUAAACAUUAUCCCUUACUCUAGGUGGUUCGAACCGGCGCGAGUGGGCGGAACUAUUUGCCACGGCCUGCUUAAGCGUUAACGUUAAAAUGGUUUCUCACAUUCAUUAAUAAUUCGCCCCGUGUAAGGGAAUCCAAGACAGUAUUGGAUUCUGGAUUCCACGCCGUGGAUUCUGGAUUCCAGGUACAGGAUUUCAGUCUUUGUCGGAGGAACUUGGAUUCUGAAUUCCAAUCAUCGUUAGUGGGAUUCGGGAUUUCUUGAGCUGUAUUCGAGAUUCCAAAGCCCAGGAUCCCGGAUUCCAUAAACAAAAAUUUCCCUGAUUCCGGAUUCCACAAGCAACAAAUUUCCCGGAUUUCGGAAUCCAGAUUCCCUUAAAUGGGGCGAAAUAGUUCAUAAAGAAAAUACAAAGUAAAUUAAUGUUUAAUGAGUGUUUAGGAAUCAGAUGAAAAACUGCUAAUUUUUGCAUCCUUAAUUUCUCCUUCUAAAAUCAUUUUGUUUGAGAAGUAAAAUCAAGCGUUCGAUACAGUGUUUCAUCACCAGAUGAAACACCUCAAAGUUCGUCAAAAAUACUCUACCGCGCUUCUUGUUUCAGUGUUUUAUCUGGUGAUAAAACACUGCGUCUCAUGCUUGAUAUAUUACUUGACAUAUUCUUCUAUCUAUUUAAUCCCUUUUUGGCAGAGAACGUACAUCAAUAUUACCUUGGCCGAUGAACAUGGAACAGGACCAUUUGACACAAGACUUUAAUCUCCCCUGUCAUAUAUGCUGAAGAGGCCCUCAGGGGUAGCCUGACAAACCAGCGUACCCCGCCGUAGGACGGUAAUACGUCAAUAUCCAUGGUUGUUCAAGACAUGUUAUGACAUAGAUCAUGAAGCUGUACAUUCUGUGCCACAUAUUUUAGUGCAAUAUAAACGUGUACAUUUGUAAUAUAAUUUUCACAUUACUCUAAUGUGCUUUCUAAUUUAAGAACGACUGUUCGACAAAUCAGGCUACUCCUGAAGUGCCAGCUUAUCCUGCAAUUUUUGAGGACGCUUGAUUAUGACAUGUUAUGACAGAUCAUCAAAUAGUACAUUCUAUGCUACCAUAGUAGAGGAGACUGGUUAGGAAACCCGGAAAAAAUCAAAGUUGAAAACAAUGGUGCCGUAGUUUAUGUUGGAAGUUCCCUGACCGUGCACAAUCCUUCGUUUUUUGUUCACAAAUUGUGACUGAAUAAAUUAAUGCGAUGUUUCUAUUGGUAGGUAAGUUCAAAAUGAUAGGAAUGCUAUUGAACGUUGUGCACGGUCAGGUCCAAAAAAAUGUUAACAAAAACAAAUAACAAAGGAGUCUAACGAGUUUCCCAACCAUUCCACUUUAAUAACUAUAGUGCCACAUAUUUUAGUACAAUAGAAACGUUUGCAUCUGCGAGCCUCUGCGUUUGAUCAUAGUUAAUUAAAGUGCAAUGGUUGGGAAACCUUUUAUUAUAGGUUUUUGUUAGCUUAAUUUUUUGUACCUGACCGUGCACAACGAAAACAAGACGAUUGCGCACGGUCAGGGAGAUUCCAACAUAACCUACAGCACCAUAAAUGUUUUCAACUUUGAUGUUUGCCGGGUUUCCUAACCAGUUUCCUCUUCUAACUAUAGUUUGAUUUGUAAACUUUUUUCCAUAUAUUAAUAUAAAUGCAAAUUUAGGAACGCCUGUACGACAAAUGACAUUUUGCAAAAAUGUAAAUAGACUGAGAAAUAGAAAUUAAAAGAAAUAAACAAGACUUCGAAAGAUAUAUCCAGCCGGUUCAAUUCUUGCUGUGCAACCACGUGACGGCCAUGUUGGGGGUCAAUACAAAAGAAUUUUUUCUCGAAGAAUUGACAUAAAAAUAUGAGUUCACUUCCCACCAACAUGGCCAAAAACAAAGGCCGUGACGUUAUUUGCAAACCAGCAAUAAUGGAUGAUCUGCCCCAAGAGAAAUUGAAAACAAUGCUUCUGCGAAAUUUUGGAGGGGCAACAGAGAGUAUUAUGGUAUUUUUGAAAAAGAUCCAUUACAGAAAGCUUAUUUUCCGCUUUUCUUUCUUUUUUCAACGCGCUUGUAUUUGAACUCGCAUGCCAAUGAUCGCAUAAAUUAAUUUUUAGUGAGCAAACUAGACAGGAGGCGUCUGUAGUAAAAACUUUGAUUCUCCAAAAUACGAUAAAAUUAUUGAUCCACAAAAAUAAGCUCUCGCAAAAUUUAAGUGCCACACGGUAUGUAAUUGUUAAUCAAUUAAUUAUACGCCAUUCGGGAAUUUUAUAAUUUUGGAAUAUCUCAGAGCUAAAUUUGAUUCAAUCGACGAACGGGAAUUUCUUCAGUCUCCUCUCGUGUCUCCUAUCUUAUAAUCUGCUAUAUGGUAGCACCUGCUAACUUGGCCAAAGAUGAUGACAAUUAAAAACGAUUUUUGACUUCUUGAAGAGACACAAAUCUGGAAACUAAGUCAAAAUUUCACUCUGAUCAAAACAAGAAGACAGAACCCAAGGUCGGACGCGAUUGAUCUCGUUAUAUUAUUGUUAUUAUUACUACCAUUUUCAUUGACAAAGCGCUAAACCUAGAUAUAAUGAAAAUGUCUAUAGACAAUGACGUGAGGCCGGCAUGCUAAUAUUUAAAAUAUCUUGGUUUGUUAAGAUGACCCCAGUAUACAAGUACGUAUGAUCUUUACGGAGUCAAGUCAGCCCGCUUAACUGAGGGGGCACCAUAAAGGCCAAUCUGAACAUGGCUUCCAACAACACCAGUGACUGUGAUUUUUGCAAUAGUGUUUCUUAUUGGAGGUGCCUUAAACCAAUGGAGUACGUAUAUUUUGAGCCCCCUUCCCUGCAAAAAAAAAGGGGACUGGAGUGGUCUCAACUAAAGGUGGUCGCUUGUAAGAACUGGCCUCUCGAAAAAAUUACCAUAUGGUAAUUUUGUUAAGAGUGGUCGCUUACGAGAACUUUUAGCAAAAAACUGGCAUACUUAUGUUUUCAGUUAACAACAUAUUGUGCGAAAACAAUAACAAUAUUCAGCAAAUAUAAUAAUUUUGAUUAAGAGUCACACUCCUGUGAUUCGAAGCUAAUGAACUCUCAUGUUAUGUGUUCAUAUCCUCAAUUCUUUCAGGAAGGAGGGUGGUUUAAAAUACUUUUAUGUAAGAUUAACUGCCGAAAAAAAACAUAGAGAAGAUUAGAAAACCCGAGACUGACCAGCUGGUGAUCCACAAAGGUGGUCGCCGUCGCUUUCGAAAGCUAAACUGAAUGUGGCGUCCUUAAAAUAACCAUGCAGUAUGACACAGAACCAAGAAUAGAUUGAAAAUAAUUUUCAUGGGAAGAGAGUGAUGUAAGGGGGAUUUGAUCUCUUAGUUCAUUCUCUCUUGAUAAUGUUUUACAAGAUAAUUAUUGCAAGUGGGUGGAUGAGAAGCAUCAAAGCAAAGUCUAUGUACAGGCUCCCCCACCUUUUUGUCUCCCGACCCAGGCCACGCUCGCAAUUUUCUUUUUCGCCCCGCGCCACGCGGGAGACUGUUCGCAGGCUAUUUUAUUACAGAUUCGCUAUUUGAUCAGAAUAAGACAUGACAAAAAUUGCUUUUUUACCCAGCUUACGAGAGGUUUGACUGUUAUCAACUGUUGCAUAAAAAGUUUUUGAAGGCUUUUUGAUUGUCACAGGGGAGAACGGACAGAGUUAUUCAGCUGUGAUUAUAACUCUUUAGUUAGAGCACUAAAGCCUCCUAGUUCAGUAACAAGAGACUAUACUAUACUCAUAAUGUAUCCUCCUGUAGUUAUUCCCCCGAAGGUAUGCACAGUCUUGUGUAUUUCCCCGUAGUUCCCUGAAGGUAUCCAAAGGUCCCCCUGUAGCUAUUCUUCCCCGGCGAAGGUAUUCAUAUUCAGUAUUCCCCUGUACUAGAUUUACCCCACAAUGGCAGUAAUAUUUCACAGUCUUAAUAUUUCCCGGCGCGUAAUUCCCUGAAGGUGUCCGAAGUUAUUGAGUAUGAUCUCCCCGCCAAGCUGUACCUUCGAAGGCAAUCCAUGCAUAUCGCAUUCCCCUGUAGUUUCACCAGAAGUAAUUUUCAGUGUAUAAUUCUUUCUCCCUACCAAGACCAGAUAAAACUAUGACACUAAGAUUUGACACUGGAGACAAACACUUCCCGCAAUAACAAUUUCCCGGCUUCCCUAUACAGUCAUGCACAAACUUAAACUAUUUCAUACAAAUCAGUCAACAAGGAGCACAAAUGUCCUCCUUAAAACAUGUACGUGUAUGAUAAAAUAAAUAUAAAAGAAUAAAGGCAAUGAAUAUAAAUCUAAUCAAGCAGCAAUAAGCAAUGUGACAGUUUAUAUAAAUAGAGGCGUAUAAACGAGAAUAUAUGAUAAAUAUGUCUGUGUAUAGGGCUUUACGGAAAUCUUGUUAAUUUACAUAAAACGCAACAUGUUUUCAUAUAUAAUUCAACAUAUUUGACUUAGCUGGGACAAAUAUCUCUAAUAAAUAAUUAUAUAAAAGGAAAAACAACCGACUCCAAUAAUAUACAAUGGGUCAUCACAUAUAUAUUUUAAAUACCUUUGCCUGGACCUCCUUCGACGGGGUUUACUGAAAAACACCUUUUUUUUUCUUUUCGCGUUUCUUCACUAAAAACGUUGUCCUAUACAGCUCUUUUUCGUCGCAAACUCAUUCAUCCACCCCUCCUUUCUCAAGUUGUUUUAAAAUUUCGGAAAAGGCUGAACAGCAGAAGACCAAACACAAUAUAAGACAGCGCGAAGUGUAAAAAUGCCUAAUUCAGCAAGGCAAUUAAUACAUUUGCAAUUCCACUUGGAUCACAGGGAAUGUAGGAAUGCUGCUUUUCGCAAUUUUUCAUAUGUGACAAAACACUCUAGAGACUUUCUAUACAUGAUUUCUCGUCUUAGAGCCUGUUUAUAAGGAGGAAGGGUAACCCUGGUGCUAGGAUUACUCGCACAUUUCUUCUUUCUUUACACGACGUGUUUACAAGGCAGGUAGGGUUAGGGUAACCUACCUGAGUGUUAGGGUUAUCCUACCUGCAUUGUAAAUGCUCUGCUAGGGAUAACUCGCCUACCCGGGACAACUUUCCUCCGUCAUGCGUGACCAGCUUAAAACGGAAUUAUCCAAUUUCUAAAAUUUAAUGCUAAAUUACAAAAUUUCUGAACGAUAUAAGAUAUUUUCUGCAUACGAUGAUAAUAUUUUCACGUUUUUUUUCGGAAGUUUAACAUGUUUUCCAUAGAGAACUUCAAGUUUUAUUUCAAAUCUUGCACGUUACAAGGAAUAUCACAGUAAAGGCGAUAAAGUUGACCCGGGUGAGAGAGUAACCCUACCUGUGAAAUUUGCUUGUAAACAAGAGCUAACUUUAACCCGCUUGCUGGGUAACCCAAGCACAAGAGUAACGCUUUCUCCUCGUAAACAGGCUCUUAGAAAACAUCAACAUGCAGAACAUACUGCUAUUCAAACCUCAUUUGACAUUCUUGAUCUCUCAUGAUGUUAAUUAAUGCAAGGGUUGUCAGUUCGCAACAGUCAGCCGAAGAAAAAUUCGCCCCUCCCACCAAACCCUACCUUUUCUUCAUUUAUCUCGCAAUGCUUUGAAUUAAGAGCCAAAUUAAUAUCAAUGAAUGAAUGAAUGAGAACUGUUACGUUUUGUAAUGUUUUGCACGUACUAAUUAGUUGAAUUAGUACUUAAAUUUAGACUAAUAGCUUUUCAAUACUGUAAUUCCAUUAUGGUCAUGCAAAUAAAGCAUUUGGUGUUGUUGUUGUUGUUGUUGUUGUUGUUGUUGUAGAGUGCGGUUCAGUAAAAAAAUUGAGGAACGAAAAUAAUAAAAUUGUGGAGGAGGAGGAAAGUAAAAAAAAUGAAAAGGAGAGGGGUGAGUAAAACAUUGUUUGCAGUAUAAAAAAGAGCUAGUUGGCCUUUGCCCUUAUUAAUAUGCACGAUUUGCCUGCCAAAAAUCAGUGAACCGGAACCAGGACAAUCGCAGCAGCAGAAAAUAGGACUUGCAUAAUUACGUUACGUCUCAGUGAUUUUAAGUCAGAGACAAGUUUGACUUUACUCCUCAGGCACUAUGAAUUAACCAAUGAAAACUUUUCUUAUUUUCUAACUAACCAAUAGAAAACGAAGCCUACCCGGGACAACUUUCCUCCGUCAUGCGUGACCAGCUUAAAACGGAAUUAUCCAAUUUCUAAAAAUUAAUGCUAAAUUACAAAAUUUGUGAACGAUAUAAGAUAUUUUCUGCAUACGCUGAUAAUAUUUUCACGUUUUUUUCGUAAAUUUAACAUGUUUUCCAUAGAGAACUUCAAGUUUUAUUUCAAAUCUUGGACGUUACAAGGAAAGUCACAGUAAAGGUGAUAAAGUUGACCCG
Porites evermanni is the source of this 11328-nucleotide messenger RNA. The record is from the annotation of a GenBank genome assembly. Lineage: Eukaryota; Metazoa; Cnidaria; Anthozoa; Scleractinia; Poritidae.